ACCGUGUGCUCAGUCUAUCGAUUCGACAUUUCCCCUCACUUCUCAGUCCUUGAAUUCAGUCUUCCACCAUGGGUGACAGUGGUUCAGAGUUCAGAUGUUUCGUCGGAGGUCUCGCGUGGGCCACCACCGAUGUCAGACUGGAGGAUGCCUUCGCCACCUUCGGUGAGGUGGUCGAGUCUCGAGUGAUCAGCGAUCGCGAGACGGGCCGAUCCCGCGGAUUUGGCUUCGUCACUUUCGCCCAGGAGCAGUCGAUGAAGGACGCCAUCGAAGCCAUGAACGGCAAGGAACUCGAUGGUCGUAACAUCACUGUGAACCAAGCUCAGAGCCAGUCCAAGGGUGGUGGCGGUGGAGGCCGAGGUGGUGGUGGAUACGGAGGUGGUGGUGGCGGCGGAAGGCCAUACGGAGGUGGUGGCUACGGCGGGUCUCGUGACGGAGGCAGCCAAGGCGGCGGCGGUGGUUACGGCGGUCGUGACGGAGGAAGCCGCAGAGGAUAUGGAGGCAGCGGUGGAGCUCGUGAUAAUGCUUACUGAAGCCCUUGAAGAUUGACCAUUCUCUGAUUGUUGGGAGCCCGAGCUGUUCGAGACGUCCUGUUUCGAGAGUCGUGUCCUCGGUCCCAACACUUGUCAACGACGCGGCCGUCUGCGAGGGGUCCUACUUCUCGAAAGUGCCCGUCUUUGAGCUCUUAUAUGUACAACAGCUCGAUCGCCUUCUUCGAUUGAGUGUCCACUAGUGCUGCUCAUGCUUUUUUUUGAUGUACCUCUACCUCGGUACAGCCUUCCCUAUGAAGCGGCAAUAAUGUCAGACUUUGUCUACCUAGCAUGUCCAUUAGGGGUAAAUGAAAAGCUUCACGGUAGGCUGUCUUGACGUUCCCUUCUGCUCCUUAAGUCGAUUGCUAUUAAUGUUGGAUUCUACACUCGUCCAACUCGGCUCCUUCAGAACUGAUACUUCAGGGUCUCAAGGAAGCUAGUAAAGAUGGUCACACGUUUGUGUGACAGCUACCAGUUUGAAUCUGCUCGGUUAAAGUAGAUGGGACCUACACACCAUCGGUUGCUACCAUGGUGCACAGUUUUGAUACUAUUCUCCGGUUAUGAGAGAUCAGGUUUGUUACUGGCCACAGCCACAAACGGGACGAGGGAGUCCUUGUUGAAUCCGCAACUGCGUGUUAUAAAUUUCACCUACGGUAUGAGUUCUUGCCGAAGAUC
Messenger RNA from Marchantia polymorpha subsp. ruderalis, 1202 nucleotides. Lineage: Eukaryota; Viridiplantae; Streptophyta; Marchantiopsida; Marchantiales; Marchantiaceae. The record is from the annotation of a GenBank genome assembly.